AUGUCGGGCGCGACAGCACGUCCCCCCCCUGUGCUGUCCUUUAAACUACUAUCUGUCCCAGCUACUCCUUUCUCGCCUAGAUUAGGGCUGGCCCGACUCAUUCGGUCCUCCACUGAAGUUAUUGAUGUCGUCACUCCUGGUCUCUUCUUGCAUACCUCGCGAGGACAUGUGCCACAUCUGUCUGUCGAUCAUAUCUCACUAAUGGCAAAACAGAUGCCGUGGCUACAUGCAUCCUUCGAAGGCUUCUUAGAGACUCUUCCUCCCACUCCCACUCUCCAACCCGGACCCCAACCUCUUCAUACUUUCUUUGGAUUGCCUGCUGCAAGCCAUAUCAUCUCCCUUUCCUUGCGAGAUCCCGCCGACGUCCAAGAAAGACCGCCUGACGGAGAUGAUUAUCUGUCGAGUAUGACGAUUAGGGGUGUUCGAAAGAUCGAACCAUCCUUCUAUCGGUCGUAUGUUUCCUGCGUGCAGCCUGAUAUAAUCAUCGCGCUGUCUGAUAUCCCCUUCACUCUGCCACCGUUUUCGCAGAAACGAAUGACCAAAAGUAUCGAUCGAACCAUACGAUGGCUCGGUGAAAUCCUGAAAUCCCGUCCCUCGAUGGAAAUCACUGACAAUAUACGGGGUAAUAAUAUUUUCGUCAGUCUCGUUGGUGGUACAAAUGCUGCGGCCCGUAGGGCGUUCUCCCAAAAUUUGCUCGGUCCUCUAGAGGAAGGCAGCAACCUGAGUAGUGUGCGACCACAAACGAUACCACGCCUAGACGACCACAUUUCUGGCUACGUAUUGGAGAUGGCCCAAUUGAGGCUAGAACUCUCAGCCUCCCUAUCUUGCGGUAACGACUCGAGUUCGACGAAGGAGCCGACUCAGGCUAUCAAUCAAUUAUUGAAAGCCUCGCUCUCGCCCCUCCCAGCCGACAAAUUGCGUGUUGUUCACUCUUCGAUAUCGCCGCACGAAAUGCUUAGGCUCAUAUCCUUAUGCGGAAUAGACUUGUUCGACAGCUAUUGGGCACAGAAAGCAGCCGACUGGGGCAUUGCGCUCGACUUUUCCUUCCCCGUUUCGACAAGCCGCGACGAUACCGGACCAACCCGGCGAAGUGAUGGCAAGCGAGACGUUGGCCAUAAUCUGUACCACACGGGUUAUGCAUUCGAUUUUCGAGGUCUGGUUGGUGGUCCGAUGCAUGGAUGUUCCUGUUUAGCUUGCGCACCAUCAUUUACAAAGCCGAUCCCACAUAGCUCGCUAGAGUUUGUCAAUGACGGGUGCGAAGAAGAUGCGCCGGCUUUUACGCGCGCGUACAUCCACCAUCUCCUGCACACGCAUGAGAUGUCAGCACACGCUCUGCUCGUCUCACACAACAUCACAGUUCUUCAGGAUUUCUUUGCUGCGAUACGUUCGACUUUGAGCGCCGACGCUCCCCAGUUUGAUACAGAGGUUGCUCGGUUCGAGACGGAGUAUGAUGGAGACAUGCGGAUAAUUGAAGAAGGCAGGCGGGCUUGGGAAGAAGUUGAUUGUGCCCGAGGGAAGGGUCGGCUGGCGCGAGAACGUGGCACCAUUUGA
Dacryopinax primogenitus is the source of this 1551-nucleotide messenger RNA. RefSeq names its product tRNA-guanine transglycosylase. Lineage: Eukaryota; Fungi; Basidiomycota; Dacrymycetes; Dacrymycetales; Dacrymycetaceae. The transcript is spliced from 3 exons. The record is from RefSeq and is a predicted model, not a curated record. The coding region runs from base 1 to 1551 and encodes 516 amino acids. Gene Ontology annotation, molecular function: pentosyltransferase activity.